Molecule: messenger RNA, 692 nt
Organism: Biomphalaria glabrata
Lineage: Eukaryota; Metazoa; Mollusca; Gastropoda; Planorbidae
Product: ras-related C3 botulinum toxin substrate 1
Biological process (GO): cortical cytoskeleton organization; regulation of cell shape; small GTPase-mediated signal transduction
Cellular component (GO): cytoskeleton; cell cortex; cell projection
Molecular function (GO): protein kinase binding; GTPase activity; GTP binding
Source: RefSeq, marked provisional
CUUUAGGCAACAUCAUCAAACAUUUUAUUUUUUGAUAGAUUGGCUACCCUUAACAAUGCAAGCUAUCAAAUGUGUGGUUGUUGGUGACGGUGCUGUAGGUAAAACCUGCUUGCUCAUCAGUUACACAACAAAUGCAUUUCCCGGAGAAUAUAUCCCCACAGUGUUUGACAAUUACUCAGCAAAUGUAAUGGUAGAUGGAAAACCAAUUAAUUUAGGAUUGUGGGAUACUGCUGGUCAAGAAGAUUAUGACAGACUGCGUCCACUUUCCUAUCCUCAAACUGAUGUGUUUCUUAUAUGCUUCUCUCUGAUCAGCCCAACCAGUUUUGAAAAUGUUAGAGCCAAGUGGUUCCCAGAAGUAAGCCACCAUUGUCCAAACACUCCCAUAAUUCUUGUUGGCACCAAGCUGGAUCUUCGGGAAGAUAAGGAAACCAUUGAAAAAUUGCGCGAGAAAAAGUUGUCUCCCAUCACAUACCCUCAAGGGUUGGCCAUGGCCAAAGAGAUCGGGGCAGUCAAGUACCAGGAGUGCUCUGCCCUGACGCAGAAAGGGCUGAAGAAUGUCUUUGAUGAGGCCAUCCGAGCUGUGCUGUGCCCCAAGCCCAAACCCAAGAAGAAGAAGGGUUGUAGAAUUUUGUGAGCACCUCGCAGACCCCCAAUGUCCUUUCUACUUCAGCAACAACUACUAUUUUGUAAAG